Molecule: messenger RNA, 3011 nt
Organism: Salmo salar (Atlantic salmon)
Lineage: Eukaryota; Metazoa; Chordata; Actinopteri; Salmoniformes; Salmonidae
Source: RefSeq, a predicted model, not a curated record
AAGACAGUACAUUUUUAUUUGUUGAGCUCAGACAAGACCAUGACAUGUCCGGACUCAGAAGUCACCUGACUAUGAGGCACCAUAUAAACCCAGUGCAGGCAUCCUCUCUGCAUUGCAGUGCUCAGAAACAAACAGCCGCCAUUCAACUGAACACAGUGGCUAGAACAACAACAAGAAGAGCUUCAACAGGACAAUAAACAGCACAGUCAUGCUGUACCUCGCUUUGUUUUUCGUCUCCGCAGCCGUCGCCACCCCUCUGUUGGGUACUGAACAGUGUGCCCGUGGUCCUCCUUACUGGUGCCACAAUGUGAAGACUGCCUCUAUCUGUGGCGCUGUAGUCCACUGCCAACAGAAUGUAUGGAACCAACCCCAGAUGAAAUCUGUGCCAUGUGACCUGUGUAAAGAGGUGUUGGUUGUGGUGGACCAGCUGCUGAAAGACAAUGCUACUGAGGGUGAGAUCCUGGGUUACCUGGAGAAGGCCUGUACCUUGGUCCCUGACAAGAAUCUGUCUGCAGAGUGUAAGGAGCUGGUAGACAGCUACUACCCUAUCCUUAUGGGUAUCAUCACUGGAGAACUGGAGGAUCCCCAGGUGGUGUGUGGUGCCAUGGGGUUGUGUGGUACCCAGCAGGCAGCUCUGGCCAGGCUGGCUAAACUCAAGUCCAACCAGAGCCCCCAGCUCACAUCCAACGAGAUCCCCCAGGUAGACCUAGCCCAGAGGGUCGCCCCCUUCCUCCUCAACGUCCCUGGGCUCCUCUACCCUCAGGCGCAGGAUAACACCAAGCAGGGACCUGCUGCAGCACAGGAGGCUGGAGACGUUUGUGAGGACUGUGUGAAGUUCAUCACAGACACUCAGGAGGAAGCGAAGAGCAACUCUACCUUCGUCAACUCUCUGAUCGAGCAGAUCCAGGACCAGUGUGACAUGCUGGGGCCUGGCAUCUCUGACCUGUGCAAGCAGUACGUCAGCCAGUACGCUCCUCUCAUCGUCCAGCAGCUGAUGUCCAUGGAACAGCAACCCAAGGAUAUCUGUACCGUUGCUGGCUUCUGCUCUGCUGAUGUGAAGACCUCUGUCCCCAUGAUGAAGCUGGUGGCUGCCAAAACCAUCCCCGCUGUCAAACUGGUUCCUGCCACUAAGAUUGCGGCUGCCAAGCCCGCCAAGAACAUGGUGCGUGCCCGUGACUCCCCCCAGUGUGCCAUAUGUGAGUUCGUGAUGAAGGAGAUGGAGAGCUUGCUGGAGGAUGAGAAGACAGAGCAAGAUGUGGUGCGUGCUGUGGAGAAGGUGUGCUCUGUGCUGCCUUCUUCCCUGUCGGUCCAGUGUAAGGACCUGAUUGAGGCCUACGGCCAGGCCAUCAUUGAGCUGCUGGUACAGGAGGCUGACCCUAAAACUAUCUGCACUGUGUUGGGGCUCUGCAAGGACGCUAGCCGCGCCUUCAUCCCGGUGCUGGACCAGGCCCAGGUUGAGGCGGGUGGGUUCUGUGAGGUGUGUAAGGUGGCUGUGCAGUACAUCGACGGUAUCCUGGAACAGAACGCCACGGAGGCACAGAUCGAAGACGCCGUCAGGAAAGUCUGUAGCUUUGUCCCGGAGGCCGUGAGGAGCGAGUGUGACCAGCUGGUUGAGCAGUAUGAGCCCAUGCUGGUUCAGCUCCUCCUGCAGAUGUUGGACCCUGACUUUGUCUGCAUGAAGUUGGGGGUCUGUCCUGAGGCAGUGCAAAGGCUUCUGGGUAUGGAGCAGUGUAGCUGGGGACCCGCCUUCUGGUGCAAGGACAUGGACUCUGCGAAACGCUGCAAUGCGGUGGCACACUGCAGGCGUCACGUGUGGGAAUAGAGUGGAGAAGACCUACCUAAACAUUCUGACCCUUUAGGAAAUUAAGGACAAACACUAGUGCUGCUUAAGUUUUAAAUCAAUAAAUGUCACUUUUUUUUUUUUCUCCUCUCUCUAUAAACAUGUGGCAUUUUAAGUUUUUGAUAUUGUCUAAAUGAAUUUACCUGGCAGGUUUCAAGGGAGGGAGUGGAUGCCUUUUUCAGUUAAUGUGGGGGAAGAGGUGGUAUUGUGGCUGAGAGGGACUCUUCCUACCUGACUGUUUAGUUACUGGGACAAACCUCCAGAAUGAUACUGUACUGAUUUACUUUAAUAUGCCUGGUUUGUGUAAAGCUGUCAUUUAGAUUUCACAUGUUAAGCCUUGUCCUGGACUGAAAAGGCACGGAAUGCUUCUUAGUCCAAGAAUCAGGCCCUUUUUUUUUUUUUAUGCGACGCAGACCAGUGAGAAGAGAAAUACUGCGCUGUCUGUGAAAGAGUGCUUGCAUACCUCCCAGUUGAGUCUUAGUAGGUCCUUUGACCUCUUGUCUACUCUUUACCCUACCGACCAGCAUCCCUUGCGGUGACUGCAAAUGGAGGAACCUGCUCGGACAGUAUAAAUCGUACCUUCCUGGGAUGUUUUCUGUUUAACGAAGUCUGUUAUCUCCUUAAAGCAAAUUUUAAAUCUAGUUUGUAGAAACUGUUGGAUUUGUGUAGAAUACUUAGUUUUUAUUAAAUUAGUUUAUUUGAGAGUGACGAUUGGGGUGCUUCUGAAACGGCAUCCUAGUCCCUGAAGUAGUACAUUUUAUAUAGGGAUUAAGGUGCCAGUUUUUAGAUGUGGCCUGUGUACAUUUUGUUAGCUUGUCCGUUGCCCUGGGUGGCGACUCCACUGUAGCACCAAGUGGUGUGGGCUACUCAAAUGGGAUUCCCUCCCCAAUGGCACCUUGGUCCCUAUGGGCCCUGGUCAAAAGGAGUGCACUAUAAAGGGAACAAGGUGCCAUGUGGGACGUAGACGUCUCUAGCAACAUGCUCGUGUGCCCCUCCCCUUCUAGCCUACUCAGCCAACCAAUGUGCUGACUCACUCUGUUUAUGCUAAUCAAUGUUUCUAACUAUCGAUGGAGAGCUUGAUGUGACCAAUAAUCACUGGCCGACAGCCUCGCUGUUCAACCCUGAAACUGAUCGAUCAAUUUUUAACUGAAAUAAAAUUAUCCCAAAUCCG